GGUGCACAGCCUGGGGAGAGCCAACCCACACAGGAACAACCAGAUGUGAGAUCUAAGAGGGAGAUCAUCCUUGGAAUGGAUCGAAGACUGGGGGAUCUUGAGGAUAGGAUGGGCCAUUACGAAGACAAUCAGAAGGAGAUACUCAGUAUUUUAAGGCACAAAUAUGGUGCUGAGCCUUUCUCAUCCGCAUGA
Messenger RNA from Ilex paraguariensis (yerba mate), 192 nucleotides. The record is from the annotation of a GenBank genome assembly. NCBI's taxonomy places the organism in Eukaryota, Viridiplantae, Streptophyta, Magnoliopsida, Aquifoliales, Aquifoliaceae.